Molecule: messenger RNA, 2036 nt
Organism: Helianthus annuus (common sunflower)
Lineage: Eukaryota; Viridiplantae; Streptophyta; Magnoliopsida; Asterales; Asteraceae
Product: BEL1-like homeodomain protein 3
Exons: 6
Coding region: 397-1785 (462 amino acids)
Biological process (GO): regulation of transcription by RNA polymerase II
Molecular function (GO): DNA-binding transcription factor activity, RNA polymerase II-specific; RNA polymerase II cis-regulatory region sequence-specific DNA binding
Source: RefSeq, a predicted model, not a curated record
CAAACAAGUAGAUAUAAGAAGAUUAGUUUAGGUCCACCAACUGGUGGUUACAAUUAGAGUUCCACAAUCCCCAUUUUCAAGCAAUCAUUUUUAAGCUACUCUUAAACAAAUCACACAAUUUAAGCAACACCCAUUUCAUUUCCAAAUGUUUCUCCAAACACCCUUAAUUCUUUUCUUCCAAUCAUUCCAUAUUUGAAUCCCAAUUUCAAUUUCAUUUUCAUUUUUUGAGCUUCUGGUUCUACCCCACGUGGAGAUGGAAGAAUUUGUUUUUGCUGCUUUGGUUGUGUCUUCAUACUUAUUCCAGAUCACGUACAGGUAUUUCCACCAGCAAUUGAAGGGAUCAUUCACCAGCAAUUAUAAUUUUAAGUGAUAGUGAUUGAUUUCUUCAAAAUAAAGAUGGCUACUUAUUAUCCAAGUUCAUAUCUUUCUACCCAACAACAACAAGUUAAUUCUUAUCAAGAAUCAUCUUGUCCUCCCAUUGAUUCUAUGUACCAAAACCAUGAUACAACCGACCCGGCUUUCUUGGAUCUUUUGUCGGGUCAAGCACGGUCAAACCCUCAAAAUCUUGCAAGAGUUGAGAACCAUCAAGAAUUGUGUCUAAGUCUUGGAAUGCAAAUAACUUCUUCAAUGGAUAUGCAGCCUUUUCAAUAUAAUUACUUGAAUCCCCAACUUCAUGAUUCAAGUGAUCAUGUUUCUAGAGGCAAUAAGCUUGAGAACGUUGACUUUUUGUCCUUUGACCGUCCGAUGAACAAUGUUCAAUGCUCGGUUUCAGGUGCAUAUCAAAUCCCAUCAGGGGUUGUGCCUAGAAUAUACAAUUCAAGAUAUCUGAAACCGGCACAAGAAUUGCUAGAAGAAGUAGCUAAUAUUCAUGAAGCUAUGAGGCAGCUAAAGAUGAAUAAACGCAACAAUCUACAUAAAUCUGAUGAAAAUUAUUCACGAGUCGAGCUCCAAUCUGUCCCUCUCGAGUCUUCCACAAGUUCGUCUGCUGACCUUUCGGCUUCAGAGAAAAACGAGCUUCGAAACAAGAUCACCAAACUGUUUUCUUUGUUGGAUGAGGUCGACAGAAAAUACCGAGAAUAUUGCCAACAACUCAGAAUCGUUGAGGGGUCAUUAGAUAUGGUGACCGGUUGCGGGGUUGCAAGAUCAUACACAGCACUUGCUCACCAAACAAUUUCUCGACACUUUCGAUGCUUGCGCGAUGCAGUAAAUGCACAAAUUCAAGCAACCCGGCAAACUCUUGGCGAGCAUGAUGAUUCAUCGGAGAGGGUGUUACCUCGUCUUCGUAACGUCGAAAAGCAGCUCAGGCAACAACGAAGCUUAAAUCCGCUUGGUGUUAUGCGUCAUUCCUGGAGACCACAAAGAGGGUUGCCUGAAGGCUCGGUUUCUAUCCUUCGUGCUUGGCUUUUUGAACAUUUUCUUAACCCUUACCCGAAAGAUUCAGAGAAGAUCAUGCUAGCAAGACAAACGGGUCUCACUAGAAGCCAGAUUGCAAACUGGUUUAUAAAUGCUCGUGUGCGCCUUUGGAAACCAAUGGUUGAAGACAUGUACAAAGAAGAGUUCGGUAAUGAGGAGGUGAACUGUAGAUCUUCACCGGAACAAGCUGGGAAAGCAUCAAUAGGUCAAUCAUCUUCUUCCGAUGACAAAGCGAAAGAGUUGCAGAAAAACGCAAAUCUUGAUUUUGGAAAUGAUCUGGAAGUGAAUGGAUUUAUGGGACAAAGGCACAUUGAUCUAGCAGACCAAUACAGGUUUGAUGAUCCUCAGUUGUUACCUGAUUUUGUUGUGUAAUAAAAUUUGUGUAAGCCUUUGAUGGUCGUGGAAUGCACACAAUCACGAAUAUGCAUAAAACCACGAAGAACACGAACAUAAAUCGCAUUCUGGACUCGAAUUUGUGAAUUUGGGUGGUCUUUUGGUUGAAAAAUAUACUUUUUUUUUUUAUUUGGAGGUUAGUUUCUAUGUAAAGAUAUAUAAUACAUUCAUCAUAUGUAAUAAAGCAAUAAUUUGUUGUAUACAUAUAUAUAUUUUUUUAUUAUUAGGCA